UCUCUGGAAGUAUGCAACAUUAUCAUAAAGUUAUAUUCACCGAAGACCCGAACCCAGAUCCAACACCAAAACCGGUACUAGAACUAGGACCAAAACGUAAUGAUUCAGAUAUUGAGUUGCCUUGUGCUUUAAACAAUUACCCCGCCAGGUGUGACUGUUUGGUUGAAACAUGGCUACGGUGUAAUAAUGUCGAACUGACAAAAGUGCCAAGAAAUAUUUCGUCUAAUCUAAAAAGAAUAUCAAUGAGGAGCAACAAUAUAGUUCUUUCUAACGAUUCUUUUGAUGGUUAUAAUUCGUUGGUAAUGAUCCACUUAGAAUAUAAUAGACUGUCUGUAAUACCUCCGUUCGUCUUUAAACAUCAAGAUAAAUUAAGAUAUCUUUUUUUAUUACGUAAUGAAUUGAAUGUUUUGGAAAAAGAUGCCCUUUACGGAUUGAAUAAUAUUAGUACCCUAUUUUUGGAUAAUAAUCACUUGGUGUUUUUAAAUUUGAACUCCUGGAAGCAUAUGGUCAAAGUAAAAUGGAUAGAUCUUUCACAUAAUUUGUUGACUUUUAAGAACGAGUGCUUUCCACACUUUAAGAAUCUUGAAAUGUUACAUUUACAAUGGAAUCUCAUUGAAACAAUAAACGAGUUCAUGUUUGCAGAAUUACCAAAUCUAUCGGUUUUGAAUUUAAGUAACAACGUAAUCACUGUGGUUCAUAAAAAUGCAUUUCAAAAGUUAUUGAAUCUUUCGGAUUUAAAUAUAGCUGACAAUCGCAUUACAACAAUCGCGCAGGAAAUGCUACAUCCAUUAAAAAUAUUAGAUAAAUUAGUUUUAAGAAAUAAUCCAAUUACAAGAAUAAAUAAAGUUAUUUUCUCACAAAUGAAAAAACUCUCUUCGUUAGAUAUGAAUGGCAUAAAUAAAGAAAAUAUUGAAAUGUCAUUAUUUGAUAACUUGACUACACUGGAUUUUCUUUACUUAAAAGAAUUUCAUUAUUGUGUUUUGUACGCCCCACAUGUUGACUUCUGUUCUCCAAAUACGGAUGGGUUAUCGUCAAGUUUAAAUCUCCUACCAAAUUCAACUUUUCGAUGGUUUCUAUGGAUGGUGACAGUCCUAACAUUGAUUUUUAACGCAUUGGUGUUGUACGGUCGGAUGUUCAGUACUUUUGGAGACGAAAAUAAAGCAAUAAACUUUGUCAUACGGAAUUUAGCUGGUUCAGAUUUGUUCAUGGUGAUAUACUUAAUGGUUAUUGGUUAUUAUGAUCAAAUAUAUCGGAAUGAAUAUUAUUUGUAUGCACACGAGUGGGAGUCAUCUAUCUUGUGCACUGUAAUUGGAAUGAUAGCUGUGAUUUCGUCAGAAGUAUCUAUGCUCGUACUGGUGUUCCUAAGUUUGGAAAGAUUCUUACUCAUAGCUGUACCAUAUUCUGGAUAUCAAGUAUUGAAAUUGAAAACAGCCGUUUACUGUAUGGUAUCAAUUUGGGUGGUCGGCAUAAGUUUAUCAAUUGCUCCAUUGAUUUUAUGGAAGCACUCGUCAAAAUUUUACGGUUCCAAUGGUUUGUGCUAUCCUUUAUAUAUUGAAGACCCAUUUGCUAGUGGUUGGCAAUAUUCGGCAUUCAUGUUUUUGGGAUUACAUACAGCAAGUUUAUUACUUAUGUCCGUUUUGUAUGCGUUGAUGUUUAUAAGUGUCAGAAAAACAAGACAUGCUGCCCGCAUAUCUGCUGGUGAUUUUGAUUUCGCAGUUCGUUUCUUUUUCAUUGUUUUGGCGAAUAUUUUAUGUUGGUUACCCAUAAUCGUUUUGAAAUUCGCGGCACUAAGAAAAUAUCAUGUUUCAAGUAAGAUGUACGUAUGGCUAAUUAUAUUUGUUGUGCCGAUCAAUGCAUUGGUAAAUCCACUAUUAUAUACUUUCACAACACCCAAGUAUAUCACUGCAGUGACUUCAAAAAAUAUGUUCAAGAUGACGUACCGCGACUCAAGCAGUGUUGUAGAAACGUCAAAAUCAUCACGCCCAAUAUCUCUAUACAGUAGAAAAUAUAUCAAGAAGAAUAGAAAGGAGACACUUGAAGAAAAGCAAAACGAAAAUAAUAUCACUCAAGAAAAUAGUUUAGAAACUACAAACGGUGAAUAAUUCAUCGAUGAAUUUCUGAUCACAGUAUUAUUAUGUAUACAGUUGAUAUACCUACCACUUCUAAAAUUAGUAUACCUACUAUUCAGUCUAUAUUUCAGCAUCAGAACCUAUUCUAACCAGACGGGUUAAUAUUGCAAAGUACAUAGUAGGUAGGAAACAAAAUUUCAAUAAUAUGCAUCACCUAUAAGCUGAAUAAACUUAGUGAUACACGACUUGGUAUAUAGUGGAUACCUGGUUUAAUAAUAUUUAUUUCAGCCUUAAUAAGCAACAGCUAGUUAAAAAUAUAUUAUAUUAUUAUAAUAAUAAAACAUCCGUGAUAAUAAAGUAUUGAAAAAGUUCAAUUUUUUAAUAAAUUUAUAUUUUAUUCCACCAUACGGUGUAGGUAGACGACAGUAUUGUAAUACAAUUAAUUUCAUGAUUUUUUCUAUACUAAUAUUACACGAUAUGUAGGUAUGUUUGAUAUUUUUUUCUGUCUGUAAUAGUAGCCGUCGAAUUUUUGUAAUUUUACUUUAUCUUUUUAUUGACGUUUAACACCUUUAAUAUAAUAUGCAUAUUAUGACAAACUGUACUAAGACCACACCUACACAUUUUUUGUCAACACCCUUAUCGUGAUAGGGAUUAUCAAGUUUUAUGUUUAUUGUACUUUUCUUUUGACAUAUCAUAAUAUAUUAUUAUCGACACUUGAAGCUUUUAAUUUAUGGUAAUAUUAGUCAUUAAGUAAACACAAAAUGAAUGAACAACAAAAAAUAUACAACUCUUAAAUGUAUUACAGUAUUUUAUACGAUUAAUAUAAUAAUGCGAAACGAUUCUAGCAUAUAUCUAUAUGUACACAUAAAAAAAAUAACAAUAAAU
Molecule: messenger RNA, 2954 nt
Organism: Myzus persicae (green peach aphid)
Lineage: Eukaryota; Metazoa; Arthropoda; Insecta; Hemiptera; Aphididae
Product: relaxin receptor 2-like
Exons: 19
Coding region: 12-2102 (696 amino acids)
Biological process (GO): G protein-coupled receptor signaling pathway
Cellular component (GO): membrane
Molecular function (GO): protein binding; G protein-coupled receptor activity
Source: RefSeq, a predicted model, not a curated record